This is a messenger RNA of Staurois parvus, 468 nucleotides long. Lineage: Eukaryota; Metazoa; Chordata; Amphibia; Anura; Ranidae. The record is from the annotation of a GenBank genome assembly.
AGUGGGUCUGGGAAAAGUUCUGCGGUGCAGCUUAUACAAAGAUUUUAUGAUCCUACAGAUGGGAAGGUGACAUUAGACGGCCAUGAUAUUCGUACACUUAACAUUCCGUGGUUGCGCUCCUUAAUUGGGAUUGUUGAGCAGGAACCUGUUUUGUUUGCCACCACAAUAGCUGAAAACAUUAAAUAUGGACGAGAAGGAGUCACUAUGGAUGACAUUAUAAAAGCAGCAAAAGAAGCAAAUGCCUACAACUUCAUCAUGGAUUUACCACAGAAAUUUGAUACCCUUGUUGGAGAAGGUGGUGGACAGAUGAGUGGAGGACAGAAACAGAGAAUUGCCAUUGCUCGAGCUCUGGUUAGAAAUCCAAAAAUCCUUCUUCUUGACAUGGCCACAUCUGCUCUAGAUAAUGAGAGUGAGGCUGUUGUCCAAGAAGCUCUUGAUAAGGUCAGUUGUUCAGAUUGUGACAAUUAA